This is a messenger RNA of Serendipita indica DSM 11827, 984 nucleotides long. The record is from the annotation of a GenBank genome assembly. NCBI's taxonomy places the organism in Eukaryota, Fungi, Basidiomycota, Agaricomycetes, Sebacinales, Serendipitaceae.
AUGUACCGCAGACUCCCGCCAGCCGUCGUUGCGGUCGGCCGCAGAACGUUGAGCUCUUCUGCUGCCCGGCGUGGCUACGAAGACACGAUCAAGAACCUCGCACUCAGACCAGACUCAAAGGUUCUCUGCCAGGGAUUCACAGGAAAGACGGCCACUUUCCACAUCAAAGAGGCACUCGCAUAUGGCACAAACAUGGUCGGCGGUGUCUCUCCCAAAAAGGCGGGCACUACCCAUCUCGGCUUGCCCGUCUUUGGCAGCGCUGUAAAGGAGACUAAACCAGAUGCCACCGUGCUAUACGUUCCUCCACCUUCGUGUGCAGACGCCAUCAUUGACGCUAUCGAAAACGAAAUCCCACUCAUCGUCGCUAUCACCGAGGGCAUCCCACAACAAGACGAAAUCAGGGUCAUGAACGCCCUUAAAUCUCAAUCUAAAUCUCGUCUCGUCGGUCCCAACUGCCCAGGCAUCAUCAACCCGCUUGGCUGCAAAAUUGGCAUUCAACCUGGACAUAUUCACAAGCCGGGUUCAGUCGGCAUCGUUUCCCGGUCCGGUACCCUAACCUACGAAGCCGUCGCCCAAACCACGUCUGUCGGUCUCGGCCAAUCACUCUGCGUCGGCAUUGGUGGUGAUCCGUUCCCGGGUACGACACAUACCGACUGCGUCAAGCUCUUCCUAGAGGACGACAACACGAAGGGAAUCGUCCUGAUUGGUGAAAUUGGUGGAUCCAGCGAAGAGGAAGCCGCAGAGUACCUUGAAAAGUACAACAAGACGAGGAAGAACCCCAAGCCCGUCGUUGCUUUCAUUGCUGGUGCGAGCGCUCCCCCAGGACGCAGGAUGGGACACGCUGGAGCUAUCAUCUCUGGUGGAAAAGGGGCUGCCAGCGACAAAGUCAAGGCUCUGGAAAAGGCUGGUGUGAUUGUCAGUGACAGCCCAGCAAAACUUGGAAGUCUGCUUCUCAAGGCAAUGAAGGAUGCUGGUCUUGCAUAG